AUGGGAUGUUCUGUAUCCUCACAGGUGAAAGCCGGGGGCAAUGUUAAGAAGAUCAGAAAGCCGAAAGCUUGGAAACAUCCACAGCCGAUAACAAGAAGUCAACUAAUACAGCUGAGGGAGGAGUUUUGGGACACUGCUCCUCACUAUGGUGGCGCAAAAGAAAUAUGGGAUGCACUACGAGCAGCAGCAGAAUCUGAUAUAACUCUUGCUCAGGAAAUUGUGGAUAGUGCAGGAAUUCUAGUUCAUAAUGCUGAUUUGACCGUUUGUUUCGAUGAAAGAGGUGCAAGAUAUGAGCUGCCAAAGUAUGUCCUGAGCGAGCCUAAAAACUUGAUCAAAGAUCCUUGA
This is a messenger RNA of Striga hermonthica, 345 nucleotides long. The record is from the annotation of a GenBank genome assembly. Lineage: Eukaryota; Viridiplantae; Streptophyta; Magnoliopsida; Lamiales; Orobanchaceae.